CAAAACCCUUCCAAAUCUCAUGAUCGUGUUAUCUUCUUCAUCCCCAAAAACCCUCGUUCCUCUUCCUCACCUUCACUCACACUCCGCUCCACCAAUGGCUCAAACCCUAGCUCGAGCCAUAGCCACAGCCACGGCGCGUAAGCCAAUGGCCUCAAUCUUUCUCUCCAAGCGUCUUUUCUCCUCCACCACCACCACCUCCAUUACCAAGCCUCCAUCUGUCCCAUCUCUUCUCUUCGGCCGUCGAUCUGUAGCUCCUCUAUACCACGCCGUCCAGUCACUUCCCAGUCCCACAACCCGGUUCACAACGAUCCGAUGCCGGGUCAACCGGUCCGGAAGCUACUCGCCGCUUAACUCCGACUCCAACUUCAGCGACAGGCCACCUACUGAGAUGGCCCCUUUGUUUCCCGGAUGCGAUUACCAGCACUGGCUCAUCGUCAUGGACAAGCCCGGUGGCGAAGGUGCUACCAAAGACCAGAUGAUUAAGUGCUACAUUGAAACCCUUGCUAAAGUUGUUGGGAGCGAGGAGGAAGCUAUUAAGAAGAUUUACAAUGUGUCAUGCGAAAGGUAUUUCGGUUUCGGUUGCGAGAUAGAUGAAGAGACUUCAAAUAAGCUCGAAAACAUCCCGGGUGUUUUGUUUGUGCUUCCUGAUUCCUACGUUGACCCUGAAUACAAAGACUAUGGUGCUGAGUUGUUUGUGAACGGACAAAUUGUUCAAAGGUCACCAGAAAGGCAGAGGAGGGUGGAACCGCAGCCGCAGAGAGCUCAGGACAGACCAAGAUACAAUGAUAGAACUAGAUAUGUGAGGAGGAGGGAAAAUGUGCAGUAAAUUGGCAAUUGGGAAAAGAUUAUCUAUGUAGAUAUUUUUUCGGAAGAACAUUUAUGGUUUUGUCCUAGAACUCAUAGUUGGACUUUGUAACCGUGAAAUAUAUGAACCUAGAAUUAUUAAAUUCCUAAGGUUUGUAUUAGUUUGGUUACCCAGAAGAAGACUGUGUAUUUGCUUAAUGACACAAAUUGAACGCUUCUUUAUAUUUA
Messenger RNA from Ziziphus jujuba (common jujube), 1032 nucleotides. RefSeq names its product multiple organellar RNA editing factor 2, chloroplastic. Gene Ontology annotation, cellular component: mitochondrion. Gene Ontology annotation, biological process: mitochondrial mRNA modification; cytidine to uridine editing. Lineage: Eukaryota; Viridiplantae; Streptophyta; Magnoliopsida; Rosales; Rhamnaceae. Bases 20 to 826 code for a protein of 268 amino acids. The transcript has 4 exons. The record is from RefSeq and is a predicted model, not a curated record.